UAGUGAAGCUGUGUGUUUGGGUACUUGGUAAAUGAUUUUCAAUUUUUUCCUCUUUUGGAGCAUUUUUGACCGAAAAAUAUGAGUCAAAAGCUCCGUGUUAACGUUCAUGUAAAUCCAUCUGACGUGUUCGAAGCGGAUCAAAGUAUUUCCCUCAAUGUCCAAGAAGACACAAGGUACGUACUAGAUGUAAAACUUAGCUAGUGACCAUCAUGUGAUUCAGACAUGACGACAUGUAAAUUUUUUGACAGUAUUAACUAUGUUAUAACUCUAAAUUCAACUAUAUUGAAAAUUUUUAAUACUGAAAAUGCUGUGCUGAUUGGUUAUAUUACUACCUUAAAAAAUAAGCAGAAACUCGACGUUUCGAGCGAAGGCCCUUCGUACUGAGGGUCAUUCCAUUUAUUAUCCGCACCCCCCCUAUGGAUGAGCUCUGGUAAAAAUGUUACCUGUAGGAAUCGGAUUUCAGAGAAGUACCCUGUUGGAAUCGACAGUAUCAAUCUAAACCCUAGGAAUGCUGCUAAUUGCCAAUAUCUCACUGGUAGGAAUCUGCUAAUUGCCAAUAUCUCACCGGUAGGAAUCUGCUAAUUCCCAAUGUCAGACCGGGGGGGGGGGUGAGAAUAAUAAAUGAAAUUAUUAUGAUUCUCAUAAUAAAUAUUUGGCAAUAUAGUAUGCUACACCUUGACGGCAAUAUCUGACCGGUAGGAAUCGGACCAAAGGAAUCUGUUAAUUCCCAAUAUCUGACCAGUAGGAAUCCCCUAAGUCCUAAUAUCUGACCGGUAGGAAUCCGCUCAUCCAUAGGGGGGGUGCGGAUAAUAAAUGGAAUGACCCUGACCCAUAUUUAAUAGUGUGAGACUGAACGACCCAUAUUAGUGUGAGACAGUUUUGUCUUUCAUCUCUAUGGUUUGAUUCCUACAGUACACCAUGGUCAGGGAAUAGGGAUGCAUUUCCCUGAAAGGGAUAUUACCGAAUACCGAAUAUAGUCGAUUUAGUCAUUUAGUAUAUACGCUGAGGCAAAUUUCUUUAUCAGGACAAAUGACUGUAUCACACUGACAAAUAGGAUUUACAAAAAUAAAUUAUAUAUACAUUUUCAAUAAUAAAAAAUCUAGCUUAUAUAUAUUAGAAGAAUAAUGCCAAAAUAUUAUCUUUGAAUCCCAAAAGUAUAGUAGCCUGAAUAGCAGUUGGUUUUUUGGGGGAGGAAUUGUGGGCGAGCUUGUGGGUGGGAAAAUUAAGGCAGAAGAAAAUGGGAGGGCAAGUAAAAUUCAUACGAAAAUGGAAAAGUACAAAGCCAGCCCUCGAAAACCGUCAAAAUUGAGGUUGUCAAAAAAUGCCGACCUAAAUCUGACCUAGGUCGGCACGUCUCUGCAUUUUUUAAAAUCUGUUUCCAUGUCUUGGAGCACUGGUAAUCACAUAUUUAUGAAUCAUUGAAAAAUAACACGACAGCUUUUCUUUUGAAGUCUGACCUAAAUUAUAUAUAGAAUACACAUCAAAUUUUAAACCUUUAAACUUUUAAAUUUUAAACACCGAAGUGUGUUUAGUAAAUCGAACUACGAAUCAAAUUCUGUAAUCGCUGACUUUUUAACAGCUAUCAGCACAAAAAAAGAUUGGUUGAUAUGUCGGCAUUUAGGUUGGCAUGCAAAGCAAGUCGGGGGCUGCAAAGCAAGUUUUAAAAAUGCCCUUCUCUCCAUAAAUGUUAGAGGAGGGAGCAGAGGGGGUGGCAACCCCCUCCAGCAAACUAAUUGAAGUUGGGCCAAAUGCAUCAAAGUCAGGAAAAUUUGUUCCUGUCCUAUUUUUUCCCCUCCAUGUGCACAUGAAUGUUACAGUGUAUUGGCCUGUUUACACUUGCAAUUUUUGAUGCGAUUUCUACAGUAGUGGGAUUUUUUCCUUCUGAUGCAUGUGAACGAAUGGAUGAGUUACAAAUGUUCGGAGUACAUGUUCCCUCAUUUGAACAUUCAUAACUUAUCCACUUGUCAGAGACGGAUUUUUGUUUGGGGGGGGGGUGGAUAAAUAUCUGGGGGGUGCUGCUGCUUUCUUUGGCCGGGGCGUGGUGGCAACGCCCGGAAAGGCCAAGGAAAAAGUUUAACAAAAUUUGUUUUCUAGGCCUGCAUGGCGAGAUCUGAGAUCAUAAUAUUGGUAAUUUUACAAAUUUAGUAGUAAAUUUAGUAGUAUUUUACAAAUUUAGUGGGGGUGCCAAAUGCCUUUGAGGGGGUGCAAAUAAUUUCUGGGGGGGGUGCCCCCAGAAAAUCUGUGCCUGCCACUCGUUCACAUCCAUCAUCAGACGAAAAUCGCACCUAAAAUUGCAGCAAAAAUUGCAAGUGUAAACAAGUCUUAUAGCAGGUGUAUAUGAAGGUUAUAUCCCCAUGUUUUGUGCAUGAAUAUAUCUGUACCUUUGAUCUGGUCUUGAGCCCAAUCAUGAAGCCUAUCCUUAACCCUUUUGUGCAUGAAACAUGAGGAAAUAACCACAUGAAGAUGAGACUAUUGAAACAUGUGUGCAAUAAACAGUACAAACAGUACAGUGUAUUGAUAUUUAUUUAUAGUUGGUCUGAUGUGUGUGAAUUAAUUAAAGAAAAAGUGAAUAAUUUCUUCACUACCUCACUUGCUUUUCAAUACUUGGACGAAGAUGCUGAUUAUAUUUCAGUAAGUUCUCCAUUUAUAAAUAUGCAAGCUUAAUCUUUAUAAACAUUUAAUAAAAAAAGUGAAAAUUAUUAAAAUUUGCAAAUUAUUAAAAGCAGUACGUCAUACAAAGUUACAAACUGUUCAUCUCUGCAAGAAACACACCUUCACACACAUAUUCAAAGCAGAAUUUUUUCAGGAUUUUUUGGGCUGUUAAAUGGCUACAGAAAUUCAAUGUUGAGUUAUGCUCUGUCAAUCUCAUCAAGAGUUUCAGUGCAGUGAAAAUUAAGUUGUCUGAAAUUUGUGACGGUGAUAUAGUUUUACCACCUAGCAAAGCAUGUCAGACUUGCAUGCAAUUCAUUUCACAGCACAAAAAAACCAUGAACAAGAACAUCCACACAGUUUAUGUACAGUAGCUUGUAUAUGUUAUGCAAUGCUGUGCUUAGGAGCCAUUGUAUUAAGGGUAAUGUGAUGGGUAUUACAAUGGAUCCUAAACCCCUUCCUAAAUUCAAUCUUCUAUCCAGCAGAAACUCCUGAAAAACCCCUGAAAAUUUGAAAGUAUCAAUUUGUUAUACUGUAUUGGUGAACAGUUUCACAAUUAAAAAGUUGUAUAUUACUUAUACACACAUGUACAGGGCUGCACUGCCAGUUUGUGUCAUUGAAAACCAGCAGUGUGGACCAAAGUGCUUGCAUGUAUAUACUGUAUUGAUCUCUACAAAACGCAUAGUUAAAAUACUGUUUGCGGGGUUUUCAUCAGGGUUGUACUGAUGAGGAGUGGAAAUAUGCAAUAGCUGCUGGUAGUACAAAAUCGAGAGAUGAACUUGUGUUGCACAUAAAAGCAGUUCCAACUGAGAAUGUCACAAAACCUUCUGCUCAAUGUGGUCCAGCUAGUGAUAUCCAGCCUGCCUGCUGCUUUAGGUAGGUCAAAAAUACAUUAAUUUUUUUUAAACAAAUCCCACAUUCAGUAGUUAUAUCCAAUAUAUUUUAUGUACUAGCUAUUAGUUUCCCUACCCAUUUUAAUCAUGUCUAAAUGAAACUUCAAUUUUUUCACGUCACGUGUAUAGUUUUAUACAACACAUACAACCUGGACUCGUACUUCAACUAUUUUUGCCUCGGCAACUAAUUGCCAAAGUCUUUCAAUAUUUUUUUAGUUUGCCUUGGCACUUUUUUUGCUGAGGUGCACAAUGAAAUCACCUUUAAUUCCUUCGACAUUCGGCAUUCAUGUCGGUAGUUGCAAUUAACUAGGGAGUUUUAAGCUUCACAUUUCCGGGAAUGGCAAACAGCAGGUUCGAACUUUCUUGGCAAAAUAUUCAUUGAACAUUUUCGUUUCAUAUUUUCUUUCUUGCGUCGAAAGAAUAAUUAUGUAUUUCACUUUUACAGGUAAACUACGUGAAGCGUUCCUCUUUUGACUUCGUAACUCAUUUGGAAUUUUCCUCAUUAGCUUUGCAAAUUUGAAUUUGGAAUGUUCCUAUCAGCUGGAAUGUUCCUAUCAGCAGGGAAUUUGUAAUGUUCCUAUCAGCAGGGAAUUUGUAAUGUUCCUAUCAGCUGUUGCAAUAUUCCAAACUUCAUUUUAAAUUUUCCUAACUUCCUGUUUUAAUUUCCUAACUUCCUGCUCUGUUCUGAGCGUUGUUAUUGGUCGAUUAUUUUUGUUAGCCAAUUGCAACACACAGAACAGAACAGGAAGUUAGGAACUUGUAACAGGAAGUUAAGAACUUCUAACAGGAACUGAGGAAAAUUUUUUUGGCUUUUAGCAACAUUGCAAAUUCCCUCAAGGAAUUUGCAAGGGAAUUUUUUAAAUUGCAAAAGUAAUGAGGAAAAUUGCAAUCAAUUUAGAAACUCAAAAGAGGAACACUUCACGUAGUUUACCUGUAAAACAGCAAGUAAUUAAUUUACUCUUUAUUGCUUGAUACCGUAAAAUUUUUCUUUGCCUGCCGUUUGCUGUUUGAUGAAUAACGCGAAGCUUAAACUCUCUAUUAGUAAAGUAUGUACGGAAGUCGAUCAUUAUAAAUGAAUAAUAUAACGAGUGUAGAUGAUACAACAUAACAUCGAACGUUAUGAUGUAAUCCACCGACAUACGGGAGUGAUUUCGACGAAUUGAGAAAUUUUCCUUGCCUACAAUUAUUUUCUAACAUUGUAGCUAUAGACCGUGCUCUGAGAAAGACUGGGGGGGUUGCACCCUCCCCCCCUCUCCCUUGGCUUUACUAAAUAUAUGACAUCUUUAAUUUUACUUUGCACAUUUGGGCCAAUUUUAUACAUUACAACUCGUGCAAAUAGACUAAGUAUAAUUGAUGUGCUUGAAAACUCAUGUAAGAAGAGUUUUGGUUGGUUCUCUCCAGUAUUUGCAGUAUGCUUUGUUGGGUCUUUGCUCUGUUUUCCUCCCUCACAAAAAAUGAAGUGAUAAACCCUUCAGCAGCUUAACUGUGAUUCUGAUGUGAGCUAUAUACAGCAGUGCAAGCCAAAGGCAACCUUAGUUAAGCCUUCAACACAAUUACAUUUAAGAUGUGUCCCUUAUAAUUCAGCUACAAUAAAGGAUUUCUACCUUUUACAUUUACCUCUCUCAGUACAUUUCCUACUUCUAGUGAUCCAUGGUGUUGCUAUGAGAGACCAAUGCCUGAUAAUCCAAUUCUGGAUGGGACUGUUCCAGAGAAAAUGUGAGUGCAUGAUUUGCUUACAUGAUUUGCAAUUUUUGAAGGUGUCCUGUAUCUUGACGUCAGUGCAAUUUAGUUAUGAAACGUAAUUCCCGAGAGGAGUUGUAGACAUGUGGAUUUUAGCACUGUCUGUGUUCUUAUUGACUACAGUAUACGAUUAUUUAAUUCUUUUUUAUUGUUUUUACUUACAGAGUGAAUGAUCAAUGUUCAAAAUACAAAUAUGCCAAUGAGGCACUUCGAGCAGUUGCUCUCCCUCUGGGACCGAUAGGUAUAGCUUUGAAUUUUAUAUAAGGAGAUUUUAAGAUUUAUCUGGAUAACAACAUGACUACAGUCAAACAUACACUUCUAUAUAUGACAUAAGAAUGGUGAGUUCAGCUGACGUGUAUGAUCACAGAUAUGCCAAUGAGGCACUGUGUAGCCUGCGCAGCGGCUCUCAGGGAAAGUAGAGCCUGCACGAAACCCCAUGCUUUGCCAUUUCUGCCCACUUAGCCUGCGGGCUACGCCCACUUUAAACAGAUGUCAAAAUUGGCCAAUCACACAGAUUGUUUACGUUUGCAAAUUUACUUGUCAAAAUGAAAUAUAAAUAUAGAUUGCUGUAUGUUCGCAAAUUUCAAAACGAAACUGAUAUACGGAUGUCGGCUAAAGAAAAUUGAAGUCUGUGGGAAUAGCACUAGGCCUAGGGCAAUCUCCAUCGUUGUCACAAGUAGUUUGCAGUCCGUAUAUCUACGAUAUUUCGUAGCUUUCUCGCACACGUACAAAUAUAAUUUAUAGUUUCGACAGCGGUCAACCGUGAUGUAUUAAAUGUUAUUAAAGUUUCGAGCGAUGCAGAGAAGAGAAUAUUAAUUAAAGGUGUCUAACGCCAUCACUUUAGAGAGAGCAAGUCCUGUUCAUAAGACAUAAGCAAAUACAGCAAUUCUCUCCUGGCACAAAAUUAUUAGCUACAAAAUCAUGAAGAAAAAUCUAUAUGUCGACGAUGAAUUGAUGAAAACGAACACGUACGCUUGUGAAAGAGGCGCUGCUAACAGACAGCAAUCCAACGAAGACACCACAGUCAAUAUCUCUAGAGCUUCGUGAGCCAAGUUCGUAAAUACCUUUAUUGUUGAACCGUAAAUCGUGGCUUUAAGCUCUUUUGAAUACAAAAAUCAAAGAAACGCUUCUCAAUAAUACAUCCGCCAUAUUUGUAUGAAUUUUAGCAUAAAUUAGCAUAUUUUUUUCAUUUUGAACCAAUCAGAUUUCUCGUCCUCUGAGAGAACGAGUAAAUACGGCAAAGCAGGGGGUUUCGUGCAGGCUGUCCUUUCUGUGAUAGCCGCUACGCAGGCUAGCACUGUGAGAAAUUGCUGUCCCACUGGGACCACUUGGGAUUUUAUGAUGGGAUAUUUUCUAGACAAAAAUAUGACUGUAAAAAUACAGUACAUUACUACAUUUUGUCAGGAUGGUCAGGUUAGCUGAAAUGCACACUUGGAGAAGUUACUCUCCUUCUCACACCAAGCUUACGGUAGCUUUGAAUUUUAUAAGGAUUUUAAAAGUUAUCUACUAGACAACAACAUGACUGCAAAAAUACACUUGUCUACCAUAUAUGAUGUAAGGAUGGUGAGGUUAGCUGAAGAACAUAAUAACAAAUGAGAACUAAAACAACGAAAACCGCAUCAUACAGUAAUCAAACCCCAACGGUGAAAGGCAGGUGCACUAAACAAUGUGCCACCAUUACGCCUAUAAUAAACAAUAGGCUGAAUUUCAGAUGGCCACUCGUCGAGAUGGUUUUUUCAACAUUUUGGUUUGACUCGUACGGCUUGCAUGACCUUACCACUAAAUUAUAUAUAAAAUAAAAAUCCUCGUACUGAAAAAAUCAUUUGGAGAAGGCAAAUUUUCAUGAUUUUGUGGUACAAAUUAUCCAGGAGGUGGCUGUAUUGCCGUGGCAGGAGAUGGUGGAUUACGUCAGUGGCAAGUGGUCAAUGAAAUUAAUCAUGUUGCUCAUGUACCUUAUUCCUUCUUUGCGAUAAAGUAUGUAUUAGUAAUAAUGUUGUUGCAAUAUUGUAUUUCUGUAUUUAGUUUUUGGGAGAAAAGAAAUUGAUACUUGUACCUGUAUGUCAAAGAUUCAGCUGCAGUCUAUUGUUAUAUAACAUUUCAAACUUGUCUCGAACUUAAUUUGAUACUUUAAGAAACUUAACCAAAAAAAGCCUUAAUAUUAAUGUUUGUCGUUUGCAUGGCCGGAUUUUGAAGGUGUGGGGAGGUGCGCACCUCCCCCGAGGUCGUUUUGCACCACCCCUGAGAAUUUGUGCACCUCCCCUGAAAAGUCAUACACCUCCCCUUGGGAAAGUUUCAAUGAAAGAUCAAAGUGAAAAUUUGACACCUUUUGGUUGCUUAGGGUCUACACUUCGUAAGAACGUUUUUCUGUAAAAUUGAAACAGUUAUAGCCAAUUCAUGUCUGUGUCAAAUACCCUUUUAAUGCAAUGUUUCGAAAGAAACUUUGUAGUAAUUGUAAUGAAGGGCAAAUUUGGAUGAGUUGUACAGUCAUAAUUCAUUAAUACACUGAUACAUAUAUGUACACCACAUGCAUACGUCACGUCGUUGACUUUAGCUCGUUUUAAGCCCUAACUUUCCAUGGGGGUCGUGAGCUAGACCGCUCCACCUCCGCUAAAUUUUUUUCCACCUCCCCCACUAUUUCCACCAAAAUUCGGCCUUGGUCGUUUGUAAUCUUUGUGUAUUGAAUCAUGCAGAUAGUAAACAGUUUUCCGGAAUAGUGCAUGAUUUUUACUGGCUUUUUUGAACAACUGCUUUUGUGUUCAGAACAAUAAAACGUUGCGCAAUGACUCGAAUCAUGACUCGUGACUAAUGUCACUAAUUUCCAUACAUCAAAAUACAAGUCCGUUUGAACAAACCUGAAGUUAAACAAAUUUUGAUCACAACAUGCAGAUAUACUGUACUGGUGUGCCAUACAUCAAAAUACAAGUCCGUUUGAACAAACCUGAAGUUAAACAAAUUUUGAUCACAACAUGCAGAUAUACUGUACUGGUGUGUAUACUGUAACAUGAUUACAUACUGUAUCUGUUUGACAUAUAGGUGUAUACUGUACGCCUCCAUAGGAACUCUACUUGGAUUUCUCAAUACACAGUACGACUGCUGUAUAACCUCAUAAAUAACUUUAGCCAAACUUUAUUUGUUCAGAGUUGAAGAUGAUACUAGCAAAUCCAAUGCUGUUGUUCUUCAAUCCAACACGUGGUAUGAUCAAGUAGGCUUCAAACCAGCAGCGUAUAUUACAGAUCACGGUAAAGUUUCGUCAAGUCCACAUAUUUGUGAACACAUUUUGUAUGUACAUAUGUACUAGAUAGCUUUUUCUGACUGUUUGACCCUCUCCCGCAUGCAAUCUUCAGCACCAUCAUAACGAUGUUUGAAAGCAGCUCCGUUGUUGACAUGCAAUAACAUGCAAGAAUCUGCUAGAUAAGCAUUGAUCCAUUCCAGCAGUGUCUGCAGUAGUUCAUUUCUUCCGUUCAUCAUCUCAACCUCGUUAUACCUUCUUCUACCCAACAAGCUAAAUCUAGCCUGUGUACAGCCGUUACUCUCGACGAAGCGCGCGACAGAACGUCUGUGAGUUGGAUGUAUAAUCCUUGUUCAGGUCACGUGGAUAGUUUCCAGAUUUGGGGACAGGCCUCUGAUUGGACAGUGCUUAUUUGAAUAAUUUAUGACAAAUGAAGCUAUUUCAUUGGUUAAUUAAUAAUUAGCAUACGUUUAAAAUAACAACACAAAAAUUUUAAAUUCAGAGAUUUCCAGAUCAAGAAUCAAGAUUUCCUUCGGGGCAUACAAAAUUUAAUUUUGUGCUGUAUCGAAGUUUAAGAAAAUCAAGAUAAAAUUCUAGUGUUUGGGCACUCAGCGAACAAUGCUGACAAAUAUAUAAAAUACAACAAACUAUCGGACGGAAAUUGACAAUUUAUAAUUGACAAUUUAAUAAAUUGACAAUCUGUUAAUUUAUAUGUCCCGACCCCUCGCGAUAAAGCAUUUUCUUUACAUAUAAUGUGUUUAACUUCGUCUUACUUGGCCAGUUAACUUUUAAUUACUUUAAAAUGCACCUUUUGAAUAACCAGUUGUGUUUAUAUUUAAUACUUUGUCUUUGUAAACAAAUAUACGCCAUAUGUACGCCAAGAACUGAGCUUGUUACACCGGACUUGCCGGCAAUGAUCAUCGUUCAGCAUUGUUCGCAUUCAAAACAAAUCUCUUCAUCGAGAAAUAUAUGCAAUAAUUUCUGGUGUAUCGUUUUUCAGAUUGUAUUUCAAGUCUUUCAAACUUUUGUAUGCCCCGGAGGAAAUUUUAAUUCUUGAUCUGGAAAUCUCUGAAUUUAAAAUUUUUGUGUUAUUAUUUUAAAUGCAUGCUAAUUAUCAAUUAACCAAUGAAAUAGCUUCAUUUAUCAUAAAUUAUUAAAAUGAAGCACUGUCCAAUCAGAGACCUGCACCCGUCUUGUUUGAGGCCGGCGAACGGCGAAAUUCGCCUGCGCUCAGAAAAAAAAUUAAAGCCAUUCGCCGGAGGCUCUGAAAAAUUCGCCAGCGCCUACAGUCUGUGCAGUUAUGAUAAGUUGUCAAGUUGACGUAUAUUAGCAGAGUAUUAAUAAUUUAUUAAAUGUCAAAAAGGCAAAAAAAGAAGUUGGUGAGGAAGGUGAAAAAAGCUGUUAGAACGAGAUGGUUGAGUCUAAAUGCCUCUGUUGAUUCGAUAAGCCAGGAAUACGUCGGGUUAGUCCAUGCCCUGCGUUCAAUGCAAGAAGAUAGAAAUUCUGGUUCCACUGCUAAAGGGCUCUUAAAGAAGAUUGACUCGGUUGAAUUUCUCGGGACUUUAUAUCUGUUGAAAUUCGUCCUGCCACACUUAUCAGCUUUAAGUCGCACUUUUCAAGCUGGAAAUCUCAACUUCUGCAGGAUCAGCCCAAGUAUCCAGAGUACGAAGGGAAGAAUAGAUGAGAUUGUGAACGAAAACAAAGUGAUUAAAGAAUUAGAAAAGGACUUGAAAGGCAGGCUUCAAUUGUGCAACUUAUCAAUGGCUGAUCAAUCCAAGAAAUAUGCCUGACCACGGUGGGAAACGAACCUGCGACCUUUGGAACACUAGCCCAAUGCUCUGCCAACUGAGCUACGCGGUCAGAUCGGUUCGAGUAUGUGAUAUUUCGGAACAGAAUCUAGUUCCUUCUAUAUCAAUGUAAUCUAAUAAUCAGUAAUGAUUUUUCUGUGUAGGUGUAAUGUACUCAGGUGAAUAUGAUGCUUGUGAUGUUACUCUGAGUGUAUAUCCACACGGGCCGGGCAAGCUUGAAAAAUAUGCCUGACCACGCAAGCUUGCCCGGCCCGUGUGGAUAUACACUCAGAGUAACAUCACAAGCAUCAUAUUCACCUGACUACAUUACACCUACACAGAAAAAUCAUUACAAUCCAAGAAAAUUAUACAGGAACGGGUGAAGAAAUAUUCGAAGGCUAUUUGCAAGAAUAUUGAUGAUCGUUUUCCGCCCGACUCUUUAGCGAUCUUGGAAUCAAUUUCGGUCUUUGAUGUAACCCAAGUGCCAGGUGACAUCAACGCUCCAGAUUUCAAAGUAUACGGACAAUCUGAGAUUACUGCAAUCAAGGAGCACUUUUACCGGGAACAACAAAUAGGAAAUGACUUCUUGGAACAAUGGAAAGAUAUGAAAUAUGAACUUCUCCAAUUGAAAACCAAGUGGCUGCAAUUUAAAGAUAAUGUUGAAUCAAAUAAUAUUAAGAUAAAAUUUUCCCCAACGGAAUGGGUUCUUAGGAAAAUUGUCAAAGAUUAUCAACACGAUGAACAGUUCGCACUUGUCUUGACCCCAGUAACUAAUGCAUGGCCAGAGCGGGGAGCAAGUGCUGUGAAGAGAAUUAAGACAAGGUCCAGAAGCAGCAUGAAAAGUGACUUGCUGAAUGCUUUACUUAUGAUUUCCAUCAAUGGACCUGCAUUGAAAACGAAAGAAUACCAAGAGUUAAUGGAGGAAGUCCUCGCAGUUUCAUCAGUGUUGUCCAAAAGAAAAGCUUAUCCUCAAGUACACAAACUGUAGACAUCGAUGAACAAUCAGAAAUUGAAGAGGCGGAGAAGAUUGAUAAUCAUUUACAAGAGAGUUUGAAAAACAAAGAAGACAGCGAUGAAGACAGCGAUGUCACAGAUACUGACAGUGAAAAUUAUGCUGAUUAAGUGAUUAUAUUUAUCUGUGUACAGUGUCAUGAACGCAUAAUAAAAUUCUCUUUUAUUUGUUGACGUUUCCGCUGUUUGUAUACUUGCUCCGCUCAUUAAUAGCCGGCGCCUCACUAGAGCAGACUAGUAUUAGCCAUACCCAGAAUUUUAUUAGCCAGACCCUCAAACAGAAACCUGAAGGGCUGGGUCACCUGUCCCCAAAUCUGGGAACUAUCCACGUGACCUGAACAAAGAUUAUGCAUCCAACUCACAGACGUUCUCUCGCGCGCUUCGUCGAGAGUAACGGCUGUAGACAGGCUAGCUAAAUCGAACUCUAAGACAAAGAGCGCAUGACUACGAACUGAGAGAUUCAAAAACUCAUUUGUAAAUAGAUAUCUUUUCAAUUUUAUCACAUAGCACAUCUUAAAGACUUUUACAAAUUUAGAACAUUAGAUUUUUAGAAUCAUUAAUUUAAAUAAUGUAAUAUAAGUAUAGAUAAUCUAAGAUAGAACGCAUAAUUCUAUGUAAACUCAAACGUGUGCUUUGAGCAUCCAAUUAAUCGAGUUGAAUAGACAAGUGUACCGCGUCGUUAAAUUGCACAUACCCUCACGUACUACUUCCAAUGCAUACGUACUGGUAUAAUACACGCGUAUGUUCAAUAUUCUGGUGUACAGUACGCUUAAUACUGGUCGCCAAUGCUGGAUACAUAUCAGUCACCCUCUUGUAGUGCUACGCGAACUUUACACAUUAACACAUACCAUACCAACCUCGUACCCAGGCUCUUUCCACUACGCUCCUCGUUGGAGGAAAGACUUUGGUCCAGGCUGGUCACAUGUCUCCCAGAUUUUGGGAGAUAACAAUUGGGACUUAUAGGGGGUUGGGAAGGCAAAUAUGGCGUUCGAGUUGCUAAACGGGUUCGGAGUUCAAAACAAUACAAGGAGUGUGAAUAAAUCAACGCAAAGGACUACCAUGAAACGAAGUUUUUAUUAGCAUGUAUUUUUCAUAAAAUACGUCGUAACGAUUAUUCUAAGGGACGAAGUUGUGAUAAGGCCUGGCUGGACAUUUGAAAUUAAACUCAAAAAACGUUAGUACACGAUAGAUGUUCUUCUCGAAGCUCAUGCACUCGACGACACAACCGCGGAUUUAGCUUUAUAUCAACAACAAAAGGCAGAAUCUUGUAUUGUUCAGAACAUUUGAACCAAUAUCUUUCUAAAACUUGUACCUUAAUACGCGCAACGGAAUUUAUCUGACAAACACCUGAUCUGGAUGGCGUCAAACGGCUGAGUCAAAUUUGCAGCAUUUUCGCUUAACUUCUUCGCUUCAUACUGUAUUUUUUUCUUAUAUAAAAAAUCACUAUCCAGUACAUAGCGCUAUCCGGCUUUCAACUAGAUCGGUAAAACGGUACCCGGACAUUUUGCCGAAAGACACUUUGCCGAAAGACACUUUGCCGAACGGACAUUUUGCCGACGGACGUUUUGCCCAACGGACGUUUUGCCGAACGGACAUUUUGCCGAACGGACUGUUUGACGAACGGACAGUUUACCGAAAGGACAACUUGCCGAAAAUAGAGAUGUUAUUUCGUCAAAAUGUUUGAGACUGUGACUCAUUUCUCAACUGUGUAAUUCUCAACCAUUGUGUAAAAUGACCAUUAUGUGGUCAUUAGCAAUGCAUAAUGGUCGUUAGCAUUGCAUAACCAUAUUGACUAUUGGUAGCUUUUUGUGCAGCGGAUGACUCGAUCAUUUGGUUAGGAACGUGUUUUGACGAUAUGCAGACAACGACGUAAGUGAAUUUCACUUCGACAAUCAUGGAAUACAUUCACAGUUCUCGGGGAAAUUUCUAUAAAUUUGUCAAAAACUCGAAAGAAUAUAAAACGAAACUAUACUUCACUAUCAAAGUUUCUGUCAUCAAAAUCGACAAUGACUUUAAUCACAGAAACUUUGACCGUGUAAGCGAACCUUUAAGGUUCAGAAGAUAUCUCUAUUUUCGGCAAAUUUUCCGUUCGUCAAACUGUCCGUUCGGCAAAAUGUCCGUUCGGCAAAAUGUCCGUUCGGCAAAAUGUCUUUCGGCAAAAUGUCUUUCGGCAAAGUGUCUUUCAGCAAAAUGUCCGGCCACCCGACAAAACAAACUCCCCCCCCCCCCCCCCCCUUAUGUAAAAAUUUUGUUAUUUCCCAAAAUCUGGGAGACACGUGACCAGCCUGGACCAGGGUCUUUCCUCCAGUGAGGAGCGUAAUGGAAAGAGCUUGGGUACGAGGUUGGUACCAUGCACAAAAUAUGUUAAUUAAAUAAAAUUAUACUAGGUGAACCGCCUUUCACAUUCAGUGUUUACACGAGCUCGGGAUUUGUUGAGAUUAUACGAUGGAACCAAGAGCACGGUUUACGUGCAUACUGUAUGCUUGUUUCUCAGCAUUUUAAAGUUCACAUAGUGUACAGCACAUUAGUAACCAUAGUACGCCAGUCUACAUUUCUAGGAUCCUGGUUUAAUCCUUGUUUAAUCCUUGUUUAAUCCUUGUUUAGAGUUUAGAAUGUUCCUUAAACUCUUUUACUCACAGUAACUUGUUUUAACAAACUAAGAAUUCACAAGAUUUCUUUUUUGACAUUUUAGUUGUACCAGAUGGCUCGAAAGACCUCCUUACUAGACUGCCGGGUGUUAAAACAGUGGAAAUCACUGCUAAAUACCCGACUGUUGAAGGUGAGCAUUAAACUUAUUGCAUUAACUGUGGUUUACAGUGGCUCAAAUUUGACUCCUACCACAAUAACAAGCAUAUCCACUCACCCCCCCCCCCCCAAUACAAUGUUGUGCUUAUAUUGUUGUAAACCUACAAGGUGUUACUUGGGGGAGAAGGGGGGGGGGAGGUCUGGACAUGAAAAUUGGGAAUACAGUGCGCAUGUAUGUAUCUGUAAAUCAGAAAUGUAAUUUAGGAUGUUGGUAUUGGAUUUGCAAGGAAACAUCACUGAAAACAUCACUGUAUACUUGUCGGCCGUAUACAUUUUUAAAAGUGACCCUAUUUAGUGGAUUUUUCACUGCGUUAAUCGUGGAUGACUUUGUUUGUUUAAUAAAUAACCAAGUUUAAAAGGUUUGCUCUAUUAAACGACAAUUUUUUAUUGCAUUUAGUUGAUUUUACAAGCAAUGAAGUUCCAGUUCAUGUUAAACUAGAAGCAUUCAAUCCUUGUGUUCCGUUAUGUGCCGAUGACAGCGCUAUUCCAAUGAUCAUAUUCAAUUACACUGUUACCAACCCGUCUGAUAAAGCAGUCAAGGUAAGGGCAUUAUAGAAGCUGAAUAGUACCCCAGUAAUGCUAUAUUGUAAAAAAACUGAGCUUGAAAAACUUGAAAAAAACUAAAAAAAAGCUUGAAAAACUGUCAAACCACAGGUAUAGACGCCGACAAUAAAUAAAGAAAACAUUAAUUUAUAAAUACUAAGAAAAAUCCCUACAUGGUGGAUGGCCAAAACCGGUCUUUGUAGUUUGUACAACCGAAUCCAUGCACUUGAGUAUUUGCGGGAAGGUGUAUAAAAUGUCCGUGUUUCAAGAAGAAGGUGACGCUGUAUUCACUACAUAGAAAACCAAGUUGGCGCACGUUCUCAGUCUAAAUAUUAUGCUCUUCAUGUAAUAAUGGAGAAAUAUUUAUAGUUCGUAGUGGACAAGGGCAGUUAAUCUGAAUUUUGUUAUUCCACAGGUGACGAUGUUGGGUUCACUUUUGAAUUUUGUUGGCUGGGAUGGUCAUACCACCAAAUCCAUACCACCAAGUAUGUAG
Paramuricea clavata is the source of this 15150-nucleotide messenger RNA. The record is from the annotation of a GenBank genome assembly. NCBI's taxonomy places the organism in Eukaryota, Metazoa, Cnidaria, Anthozoa, Malacalcyonacea, Plexauridae.